AUGUAUCUCGCUCGUCCGGUACAGAUGGGCCAGCGUAGUCUGGCUCGUGAUACAUCAAAACCGCGAGCACCACCACCUCUACCAGCUGCACCUCCACCACCUGAAUUACCACAAAAGUUGAAAUCGAAGUCGAAACCAGCUCCUCAGUUGGUAGCUGUAAAGCCUGUAUUUGAUCGAGACAAGCUAUUAGAUGAAGUUCGCUGUGGCGUACAAUUGAGGCAUACUUUUACUAAUGAUAAAAGCGCUCCAACUGGCGUUGGACGUGUACGAAGUGGUGGCUAUUCGCCUCCGCUUGAUUCCGUCGCUUCCACUUCUGCGCAUAACAAUCGACCGGAUGCUAAAAAACCGGUUUUUUAUGGAAAAAAUUCAGAGAAUACGGAUGUGCCGCCGGUACCAUUAGCACCACCACCUCCAAAAGCACCUCCACCUGCAGCUUUACUAAAACUUGGCGGUAAUGCUAAUUUUGAUCGUGAUAAAUUGCUCAACGAAAUUCAUGGUGGUGUAAAAUUACGCAAAACUGUAACAAAUGAUCGAAGUGCUCCUAUUGGUGCCGGAACUGUCCGUAAUGAUUUAAGCCGUACAGCAUCUCCCAUUCCAGAAACAUUUGUAUUAUCAAACUCAACCACACAUCUUGACGUUUCAUCUGUUCCACCACCGCCUGUACCAUCUCCACCUUCACCGGAUUCCUUAUCAUCCCAUAUACAGCCGAAUAAAAUCGUGAAACCAAUCACAAAUCCGGCACUAUUGAAACUUGGGGGUAAACAGCCGAUAAAUCGUGAUGCACUAUUAGCAUCAAUACGUGGUGGUGUUAAGUUACGUAAAGUGGAAACUAACGAUCGUAGCUCACCGUUUCCAAUCAGCCGUAAUACAUCACCAGAUCGACACGUUCCAGUGGAAUCUGUCAUGUCACCACCUCCACCUCCAUUACUUGUGCCACCACCACCUCCUAUUCCGUCCGCAGAAUCUAUCCGACGAUCACGUUCUCCGAAACCAGCACUGAUGAAGUUAGGUGGUAAAGUUACCGUGGAUCGUGAUGAGUUAUUACGUUCCAUACGACAGGGUGUUAAAUUGAGGAAAACGGUUACAAAUGACAAAAGUUCCGCAAUAAUCAAUGAUGAUGAUUCCGGUGUAAGGUCACCAGGGAGGUCAUCACCUUCCACUUCAAAUUAUGAAGAUGAUGUUUAUGGUAGCCAAAGUCUGAGUGAUCUAUCCAGUAUUGGUACCUCAAGGUUUAGCUCCCUUUCAAAUAUUCCUCCUGAACGAUCGAACGACGUAUACUUUGCUUCACCAGCACCAGUUGUUCCAGAAACUGCUGUCGGAAUAGGUGCCACAUCACAUCCUAGCUCAUCCUCUACAAAAUCACCACUAAAUAGGCUACCAUUGAUUAAUGUUAGCAUUGAUGUCGUAAAUUAUGAUGAUGUUGAGGAAGAAUAUGAACCAGAAACGAUAACACUUCAAAUAUCCGGAAAACGAAAAGCUGAUGAAUGCUAUUCGUCACCGAUACAAACUCGUAAACAAAUUGAAGCUGAAAUUCCCGCUGGUUCAGCUCGUGAUCGAAUUAAAAUGUUUGGUGGUACUGAACGAGAAGCAUCAUAUAGUCCUGUACGAAGCUUAAAUAGAUCAAACAAAUUAGAUGGAGAAAUAGACAAUAACAAUCAUGAAUUUGGUAUUUCUCGGAGAAGAAAAAUUUUUGAUGACACAACCACGGAACAGUCAUCUGUGUCUGUUCCAUCAAAACAUAACGAGGAGCAAGAACGAACGGGAGUAGUAAUUGGAAAUGAAAGUAGUAUUCGAAGAAUGGUUCGUAAAUUUUCCACCGAUGAUGAUCCCAACAAAUCUUCCCAACCUAUUUGGUGUCAAAAAAAAGAGGAAAAAACUAUUGUAAGCGAGAAAAAAAUAUCAACGGAAAAGCAGAAAGCCUCAAAUACCAAAAAUACCGUGAGAAAAAAAACAGGUACAAAAGGAUCAAAAUUACGACGAAAAUCAUCUAUUAAAAAUGAACAAUUACCGGUAGUAAGUGGAACAACGAAAAAAACUUAUGUAGCUUCAAUGAAACUGAAAGAAAAUUCACCGGAACUAUCCGAUGAAGCAGAGGAAAAAGAAGUAGCAGAAGGACAAAAUAAUCCUUUACGUGCUAUGCCAAAAGUUGAUAUCUCAAAAUUUAAGGAACGUUUCGAAAAUCCACCGGAAGUAUGUUUAUCAGCAACCGAUGAAACAAUCAAACCGGGUCGCAUUAAGAAACCAUCAUGGAUUAAGGAUGAUGCUUCAGAGCCAUCUCCAUUACUAUCUGUUGCACGUAAAAAUGACGAAUCAUCACGAUCAUCAUGGAAAAAGAAUACUGAAUCAGAUUCUACCGGCAAAUCCUCACUUGUGAAGCAAAAAUCAUCGGAUCAUGAAGAAUCCACAAAGUCAACAACAGCAACAACAACAGCAACAACAACAACAACAGCAACAACAACAACAACAACAACAACAAACGGUACAACUGGUAAUAUAAAGAAGAUUGGAUCAGGUUUUAAAAAGAAUGAUAAAGUACCACCGGUAUCAUCAUCAUCAUCAUCAUCAUUAUCACCAACAAAAUCAUCCAAAAAAGAUACGGUGCAUGCAUCAGUGGUGGAAGAUGAAACCAUGGUACCACCAAGAGAAGGUGUUGGACCGUAUCGUUAUACGCGAAAAAUCAGUGGUGCAGAUAAAAAACCAAUAGUGAAGAAGAAUUCGAUUAAUUCAAAGCAAACUUCUACAUUUAAUUGUGGAAAUUUACUAAAUUCGGUACCAAAACCAUUUGGAACUAAUCUUACCACAACCGGUCAAACAACUACCAUUGGUGUAGAUGCUAAUUGUAACUUUGUUACAAAGAAUAAAGUUCAAUCAAAAGCAGUAAUAGGUCGAGAACGCGACGAAGCGUUUGGUGACAAAACGACAACUCCUAUUAAUGCUAAAACAACAACUGCUAAAACACGAAAAAUGAGUAAGUGA
This is a messenger RNA of Acanthocheilonema viteae, 2976 nucleotides long. Lineage: Eukaryota; Metazoa; Nematoda; Chromadorea; Rhabditida; Onchocercidae. The record is from the annotation of a GenBank genome assembly.